Messenger RNA from Stylophora pistillata, 2162 nucleotides. RefSeq lists its product as uncharacterized. Lineage: Eukaryota; Metazoa; Cnidaria; Anthozoa; Scleractinia; Pocilloporidae. The record is from RefSeq and is a predicted model, not a curated record. Gene Ontology annotation, molecular function: protein binding.
UUUAGUCGUUGCGCAGAAACUUAAUAUGUCUACCUGAAUUAAGGAUAGCUUUUCAGGUUUUAACGAUUCAUCGAAACUCGAUUUUGCUUUAUUGGAAAUCAACUAAAUUAUCAAACCUCUUCACUCCAACGAUCCCAAGAAGCUUGAUAGAUUUAAGGAUGAUUUUUAGUUAUCAACAACAUGGCGGAAACAAAAAAGCUAUGGUUAAGGCUUGUAAAGGCUUCUACUCGGCGGAGAAAUUACAAAAAGAGCCGAGCAGUGUCAGAGACUAACUUGCUGAUCCAUCUAAAUCGCAUUUUGGAUUCCUACGAUGAUGACCCGAAAGUCGACUCGGUCAUUGCGGAAAACGCCACAUUAAAGACUGCCAAAAAGAUCCAUCGCCUCGACAGGAAGGACAGACACCAGGAUGUACAAGACGCUUGCCAAGUACACGACGUAUCUCUCAAGGAAUCGUUCCUUAAAAGUUGCGAACAACUUGGAAUUCCUCCUUUAGCAAUGACUUACUUUCUCGACAGAGUCGCGGCCGGUGAAACAGAACUAAUCAUGAGAAAUCUUGGGUUGGGUCCCACGGGUGCCGUUGCUGUCGCGGACGCCUUGUCACGAAAUAGGAGUGUCACGCGUUUAGACUUGUCCCUCAAUAAUAUUCAGAAUAAAGGCGCUACGGCUGUCGCAAAAUUACUCGAGGCAAACAGUCUUAUGACUAAUUUGAAUCUUUCAGAGAAUAAGAUAAGCAAAGAUGGCACAGACGCUCUCGGGAACAUGCUGACUGUGAACGAUUCUUUGGCAAGACUUGACAUUUCGCGCAAUGGACUCACUGAUGAUGAUAUUCAAUUUUUCAGCAACGUUUUACAAACUGAAGACUUUCUAUCUGCGCUAGAUCUUAGUCAUAAUUCUUUUGGAGUCACUGGAGGAGAGCACUUUGGUGAAAUGAUCGGGAAAAACGUGUCCCUUCGUGAGUUGAACCUAGGAUGGAAUCGCUUGGGCGACUUAGGAGUCAAACACAUUUGCGUGGGCUUAAAGAAAAAUCGAACGCUUGAGAAACUGGAUUUGUGCUGGAACGAAAUUAGCCACGAAGGCGCAAGAUACAUCGCAGAAUCUUUGGAAUACAAUGGAAAAAUUACUGAGUUAAAUCUCAACAACAAUCGUAUUACCGACCGCGGAAUGGAGAAAAUUGCAAGGGGUCUGGAACUUAAUGAUACUGUACAAGUCAUCAAAAUUGGUUACAAUCUGGUCACUUCAGAGGGAGCAUGCGCACUGCUAAGAUCUCUGCUGAAAAACCCUGGUAGCGCAGUAGAAACUGUUCACGUGGCUGAGGUCGAAAUAAACGACGUUAUUAAAGAACUCUACCUGAAGCUCAAGACGCGAAAAUCACGAUUUCGCCUUCUUGAUUUAUUCACAGCCAGUGGGGAUGUGUAUCACUUUGUUCAACCUCAAAAUCCAAUGAUUGUACUGGAUGCUUAUUUAAAACGAAACAAACUGACGGCGUACAAGUAUAACAGCCUUGAGGAGGUAGAAGAAGAAGACUAGAACAUUUCUAUGAAGAAAAACAUUAACAGAGAAACAAAAAUAACUUUAAACCUGGCUACAGGGGCUGGAAAUUACAGUUUUCUGGAGAUCUUCAGGACCAGUCAUUAAUUAUCACCCAAGGGGGGAGGGGGGUCGGAGGAUUUUGGUUGUGUCACUAUAAAUUUUACCUUAUACUCCCAUAAGCUCUGUAAUAUUCUUAUGACUUCUGUUCAUUGGCAGUUAAUUGGCAGCUAACUUUCUAUAGUCCUCCCUUGUACUCUUUGGCGAUUAUCGAUUCCCCCUUUUCCCCCUAGGUGACCCUCCCGACAUCUUCCGACUCUUCCACCCCCCUCCCCGUCGGCAAUAACAAAUGAAUGUUCCCUCACCCUCCCUCACCCUUGUACAAUGUUGACCAGAUACUUUGUUGAACAGAACUUCUUCUUAUUUAUUCAAAAUUGUAUGCGGUCAUCACCAGAUUUCUUUCAAGCAUUUUGCAACGAAGUUUGUCCAAGGCUGCAGCGUUCAUUUACAACGAUGUCAACCAUUUCACCCACAACAGAAAAAAAGUUAUCAUUACAGGGUCAAUGAGGGGCGAUGAGGAGCAAAAGAGAGUAUGAAUUAUUGUCUGAUUCAGCCCUAUAUUAUUCGAACGCAAA